AUGUCCAACUCUACAGCUGCCGUCAAUACCCCGGCCUCGUCCAGUUUUCUCUCGAGCACCCUCGCCCAAGCGCCAACCCAAUCCUCGACUCAAGAUGCCGCUCAGUCGUCCUUCUCGUCCCUCGUCGCAUCCUCAGUAUCAUCCGAGGUCUUCUCUUCAGCAACCCAAGCGGCCAGUACUGUGACUGUCGAGCCAUCUUCGGCCAACGUCGUCACCUCGGUCGUAUCUGCCUCUUCGCGACCUGCCUCCACCCAGCUUAUCACAUCAGUCGUCACCGAAAGCGCUCAAAAUGGCGGCUCGUCCAACGCUCCCGUCACAGUUGUUGUGACGUCUGUAUACACUCCCUCGACCACCACUGCCGCCCGAGGCUCUUCGGCCUCUUCUGCAGCUAGCUCCUCAUCUUCAGCAGCGGGAAGCCUACCCAACGGUACUACAAACAAAGGCUCAGACAAUGGACAUGGCCUUAGCACCGGCGGAAAGACCGCCAUUGCUGUCGUUGUUCCUGUCGUAGUCGUCGCGCUUCUGGUUCUCGCUGGUCUGUUCUUCUGGAGGAAACGCAAGCAAGGAAAGAUUGCCAAGGAGGAACGCCGAAAAGAAGUCGAAGAGUACGGCUACAAUCCCAACAACGACCCUACGCUGCCUGUUGUCGCUGCCGAUGGAUCUGAAAUGGCCGAGGACUCUAACGGGGGCUACCGUGGCUGGGGCAAUACCUCCAUGUCGAACCGCAAGGCUUCGACUACCCUUUCUGGCGGCCAUACUGCUGGUCAAUUGAGCGAUACUGGAAGUCAACCUGGAGGCUUCAUGCCUAGUAGUCCAACUGGCAACAACUUCUCGGAUGGACACAGUGGUGACACUCUGAUGAACCCACGCGAGACUUUCAGUAGCGAUGACCUUGGUGCGCUUGGCGCAGCCCCUGUCGCUGGUGCUCACCGCAACAACAACGAUAUCCGUCGCGGACCUUCCAACGCAUCCUCCUCUUAUUCUGCCGGAAACCACAGCGAACGUUCAGAUGUCUCAGCCGGUGUUGGGCAGUCAGGCCAAGCCUACUCGCCUACUGAGAUGUACGGGGGUAGCUACGGUGGCUUUGGGCAGCACGGUCCAUACGGCGAUGGCUCGUAUGGCGGCGGCGACAGUGGCAUGCCGAUCGUUCGUGAUGUGAGCGCUAGAAGAAACACACGCAUCGAGGCUGGAGGCAACUACCAGUCGGGAAACAGCGGUAUCGCACAGAACUUCUGA
This is a messenger RNA of Aureobasidium uvarum, 1236 nucleotides long. NCBI's taxonomy places the organism in Eukaryota, Fungi, Ascomycota, Dothideomycetes, Dothideales, Saccotheciaceae. The record is from the annotation of a GenBank genome assembly.